AAAAUCAAUUGACAAGGUCAAUUAUUUGGCAAUUCGAUAAUUCGUUGUAAGUAUUCUUUCAAAUUCUGGUUCAAUGUAAUAGCAGAUCAUUUUUUUGUAAUUUUGUUUCCAUUGUGAAUGUGUGCUAGAAAAAGGUCAUGACUGGGGUCAUUUUGUAGGAAUGUAAAAUCAUUGUGUUUGGACAGAGUGUGUUGUAGGUGUAGGUCAGUGUAGGUUUGCUGUGUGUGAAGCAAUGGAAAGGUACAAAGACCACAGAUCCUGGUGUGCUGCUCAAUAAUGAAUGAGACACAGGUAUCAUCGCGUCAUCUAAAACCCAGUCUCUUCUCUCUACUCCACUGCAUUCCUGCAAAUGGAAAGCGGGGGUUGGAGAUGGAUGGUGAGGAGGGAACGUGUGAGUGAAUAAUUCAAGCCAAAUCAGUUUACAGAGACUCAAUCACCUCGUGCUCAGCUUCUCACUGCCUGUGUACACUAGCUAAACUCAUUGCUUGGACAGGACUCUGUUUAUUUUCAGAAUAUUUUCAACAGAUUUUCAUUUUAUUGGAAAUUUCUGAUGGAACUUUUUUCGUAAAGGAUACGGCAUUGGUCACCUGAGCGUCAUGGCACCAUGGUACACAGACUGUUAGGGUUGGCUGAUUUCUCCCUAACUGUAUUCCUGCUUCCUCUCCUUCUGCAUGGUCUGGAGAUCGUGGACCCAGGGCAAGUCAUCUACAGAGAAACCAGGACAAAUGGAGUGGUGGACAAAGGAGUGAUCCUGGAAUGUGGCCCCACUCUCCCUGAUGUCUACAUCUGGAGCUUUACCAAACCAGGCACCGAGACGAUUCGAGCCGUAGUGUAUAACUUUGGGAAGGGUCCAAAACUCCAGCAACUGGCCAAAGAUUUGGGCGAUCUGAAUGUUAUCAGUAACAGCGCCUCUCUUUCCAUAACAAAGCUUCCUCUAGCAGCAGAAGGCUUAUACACCUGCCAGGCUUUGUACGACACCACUGAGGGAGCCAAGCUUUACUACUACUAUGUGUAUCUGCGUGUUUUAGUGCCUGUGUCCAAACCCUACAUCCUGCUGAGUGACUCUUCGCCAGUAGAGGGCGCAUCAGUGUGGAUGCGCUGUAGUCUGGAGAAUGGCACAGGUCCAAUUCACUAUGUCUGGGAACAGGAGAACCAUAGUGGGCAGGUCAGCAUAUUGACUGAGAGUGACAGCAAUCUAAUUAACAUCACCUCAGUAAGCCGCAACCACACAGGCUGGUUCAGGUGCCUGGCCAGGAACGAGGUCAAUCAGCAGAGUGGUGACCGUAUCUGGUUAGAUGUCAUAUUUGGACCAGAUCUGCCACAGAUUGAUGUAACACCUUACUCAGUAACGGAUCGAGGAUACUCAGCUCUGGAGAAAGAGACUGUUUCCCUCCUAUGUCAAGCUUCCUCCAACCCUCCCAGUCAGUAUGUUUGGUUCUACAACAAUUCCCAGGUCUACACUGGACCACAGCUCACCAUCACCAAGAUCCUACGAAUGCACACAGGGUACUAUGCCUGUCUGGCCCAGAACACUUAUCUGAACACCCGCUCCAAGAAAACCAUCACUCUCACCGUCUACUAUCCACCAGAUGGUGUGCCAUCUUGUUCAAUCUUUCCAACUAAUAACUACAAUGACUUAGCUCUCAUCUGUUCCUGGGAGGGGGGUUACCCUUCAGCUACCCUCAACUGGAGUCCAUAUGUGAAUGGAGACAACUCACAGGGUGUUUCUAACAUCACUCGGAUUCAGCCAGGGCCUGAGACAGCUAACAACUCUAUAUUCACCUGCUAUGGCUCACAUGUGGCACUUAGUUUCCCACAGCGCUGUAGCACCAAGACAUGGCUGCCAAAUGAAGAACCUCACUGUUCUGCAUAUGCGACGCGUAAUAACGAGUACCUGAUGCUGUCCUGCUCCUGGGAGGGUGGGUUCCCUCGGGCUCUGCUGUGGUGGGCUUCUAGUUCAGGAGACAUGCAGGGCACAUCUGAGGAGAACUCCAACAUCCUGGUCCUGCGCUCCAGCACCACAUACAGCGGCAAAGCAUUUGUUUGCCAUGCCAAACAUCCACUAGUUAAAGAGAGCAAGCAGUGCAUGUUAAAAUUGGAGGCACCAGUUUUAAUGACUCAGCGCAGUGUUGUUUCAGUGUAUGAGGGAAAUGAUGUCCAGCUCACCUGUAUCCUGAGCAAAAACUAUCCUGCAGUCACAGAGAUUACUUGGUAUAAUAAUAUGAAACAAAAGGUGGGUGACAGUGGCACACCCAAGAAGUAUGUUCUUCAGCAAGCUGCAGCCUGGUCCAACCUGACUGUCCGGGAAACAGAUGGCAUGGUGGAUGGUGGACAGUACUGGUGUUCUGCUACCAAUGCUGUUGGAGGAGCAGAGAUUCCCAUCUUACUGGUGGUACUUAGGUACCCAAUGCCUCCAAAUGUCACCAUCAGUAAGAUUAUGUACAGCAGUCGUCAACGGACAGAUGUUAAUGUGGAAUGGCUGAUCCUGUCAGAUGAUGACUUUACUGGGUUCUUCAUAGAGCGCCAAAAUCUCCCAUUCCCACUCUGGCAAAAAGUGAUAGGAGAUCUGGACCCCAGCACCCGAAGCUACCAAAUCACCAACCUGGAUCCCUCUGGCACUUAUGCAUUCCGAAUCACGGCUGUCAAUCACCGCACUAUUGGACAUCCCUCAGAGGUCAAGAGUCCAGCUCUUCCAGGCUUUAAUGCGUAUCCUGCUGUUAUCGGAGCAGCUAUUGGAGGCAUGCUUGUGGCGACGAUAGCUACAGUACUGCUGUUCAUGUAUGUGGUGAGGAAUCGCAACAGCAACCCACGACUUCAUGAUCUGAUAUUUGGCAGGCAAAACAGCCAGUCUAGAGAAAAUAUCAACUCCCCUGAGGAUGAAGUUGUUGGUGGGUCAGAAGCAGAUGGAGGUGGAGGAGAGACAAGUCAAGGACCAUCUGUGGUGCUUCCACGACCCACCGCAACACCCACAAACCUCGCCCCAGGGGAUGAACCCGUCAAUGUCACUAUCACCGUCAUGGCAUCAAGCUAGAGCCACCAUGCAAACCCAAAGUUUUUAUUUGAGCUGACAGCGGUAUAGAAAUAAACAGGAAGUAAAAUGAGGAAAGCCCCUACCUGGAGGAUUUAUGAUGCUAGUGCAGAGAAGACACUGUUCUAUAAAAAAAAAAAACUGUUAAAAAAUUGGAAAUCGAGUUUACUGGCUCAUCAGGACGCCUUCCUUGCUUUAGGAUUGUAAUAAAUAAGAAUAUUAAAUUACUUUUAAUAGUUGCUUACUUCUAAAGAAAGGAUUAUUUUAUAAUAACAGUUCUGGAAUAAAUUCAAAAAGUUAAUGCUCGCUGAGCAAACUGUGAGACUGAUGUGAUGGGAAACUAAGCAUUUGUAAACAAUAAAGUUAUUAUUUUCUGAAUUUCCUUUGGUACCUCCAUUCUGUUCUGAAACUCUAAAGUCUUCCACACCUGCCAUUUAAAAAAAAGAGACAUUUUUAUUUUUUUGCUGUUGAAAAAAUGUAA
This is a messenger RNA of Pangasianodon hypophthalmus (striped catfish), 3509 nucleotides long. Its product is annotated as V-set and immunoglobulin domain-containing protein 10-like 2. Bases 605 to 3031 code for a protein of 808 amino acids. Gene Ontology annotation, molecular function: protein binding. The record is from RefSeq and is a predicted model, not a curated record. Lineage: Eukaryota; Metazoa; Chordata; Actinopteri; Siluriformes; Pangasiidae. The transcript has 12 exons.